Messenger RNA from Lathyrus oleraceus (garden pea), 2525 nucleotides. RefSeq lists its product as uncharacterized. The coding region runs from base 222 to 2525 and encodes 767 amino acids. The record is from RefSeq and is a predicted model, not a curated record. The transcript is spliced from 4 exons. NCBI's taxonomy places the organism in Eukaryota, Viridiplantae, Streptophyta, Magnoliopsida, Fabales, Fabaceae.
UUGGUUGGAAAAUCGAUUCUGAUUCUAAUUCAAUUAAUAUGCGACUUAUCAAUUUUAUGAUUAGGUUAGAAACAAGAAAGUAUAUAUUAUAACAUUCAUAAAAAAAGUAAUAUUAAAUCAAUGAAAAAUUGUUAUAUAUGGACUGGAUUAUAAUAUAUCAUGAACACUAAUUGAACAUUCUGUAACUAUUUUAAUUACUUGUAGCUUAGUGAAUAGAAAAAAUGGAAUACAAGAGUUGGAUUCCCAUGGCAGACGAAAGAAAGGAUUCAUCAGUUGACAGAGGAUUCUCCACAGACUGGAGGGAUUGUCCUGAAAUGGAAGAAAUUCGUAAAUGGUUAAGAGAAAAAAUUCUUCAAAUACCAAAUCGUUUAUGGCAAGAAAGGACGUGUGUAUCUUAUGUGGAAAUCUUUCUCUGGGCAGCUGCUUCUUCAAAGGAGGAAUAUAUGAACCUGGAGACACUGACUCGCCGUGUGCAAGCUGUAUUGAUUGAAUCUGCUGCUAUUCAUCGCAUGCGAAAAGGGGGACAAUCCGGCCCUUCUACUGUUCAUGACAUGCCUCGUGUUCCUGAUGACCGUUCAUCAAUUCCCCCGGUUGCUAAUAUGGAUAUGCAUAGUAACUUACCUGUUUAUGGCGGCGGAAGCUAUCUGGAUGCUAACACCAGACCCAUUAGCAACUAUUUUCCUCAUCAACACACAAUUAAUUGUGAUACUGACAUACUACAACCUACCGAAAGUAAAAAAAUGAUUUAUGGAUUUUCCGAUCCUUUUCCUGGCUGGAAGUCUUGUUUAGAAUCACAAGAUACAUGGAAAUAUCAACCACAAAUGCUGGAUUUUCAUAUGAAUUCUACUGUAAGACAUGAUGUUAAUGACCAGUUGAUUCAGCCCUAUUCCUCUCAAACACCUUUGGAAGUGCAGCAACUGUCGCAAUUUCCCCCUCUCUCUUCUAUCAAUUUUGAGAGCAAUGGGGAAGAACUUACUAAUCCGAUGUUUCAUUCUUCGGGAAUUAGAGGGAUAAACAACAAUGAGGCAGAUGAUAUGGUUAAACAAAUCUUAGAGGAGCCAAGCCUUGAAAGCAAUGAUGUGAUGGAAAUCAACUCAGAGGAAUUUGUCGCUAGUUUGAAAUCUAGAAAGCGUACUCUCGACAUGGAUCCUUUUGCUACUGGUAGAGAGGUUAUGCAGGGCUUUACAUUGAACUCCAGCCUUCCUACUCUCACCGAACCCAUACCAGUAUCUUUGAAUAACCAGUUGAUUCAGCCUUAUUCCUCUCAAACACCUUUGGAAGUGCAGCAACUGUCACAAUUUCCCCCCCUCUCCUCUAUCAAUUUUGAGAGCAAUGGGGAAGAACUUACUAAUCCGAUGUUUCAUUCUUCGGGAAUUAGAGGGAUAAGCAACAAUGAGGCAGAUGAUAUGCUUAAACAAAUCUUAGAGGAGCCAAGCCUUGAAAGCAAUGAUGUGAUGGAAAUCAACGUAGAGGAAUUUGUCACUAGUUUGAAAUCUAGAAACCGUACUCUCGACAUGGAUCCUUUUGCUACUGGUAGAGAGGUUAUGCAGGGCUUUACAUUGAACUCCAGCCUUCCUACUCUCACCGAACCCAUACCAGUAUCUUUGAAUAACCAGUUGAUUCAGCCUUAUUCCUCUCAAACACCUUUGGAAGUGCAGCAACUGUCACAAUUUCCCCCCCUCUCCUCUAUCAAUUUUGAGAGCAAUGGGGAAGAACUUACUAAUCCGGUGUUUCAUUCUACGGGAAUCAGAGGGAUAAACAACAAUGAGGCAGAUGAUACGCUUAAACAAAUCUUAGAGGAGCCAAGCCUUGAAAGCAAUGAUGUGAUGGAAAUCAACGUAGAGGAAUUUGUCGCUAGUUUGAAAUCUAGAAAGCGUACUCUCAACAUGGAUCCUUUUGCUACUGGUAAAGAGGUUAUGCAGGGCAUAGCUGAAUUGGACAGUGGCUUUACAUUGAACUCCAGCCUUCCUACUCUCACCGUGGAUGUUUUUCCUAUUGAUGGAGAAGAUAUUCAAGACACAACUGAGUUCUGGACAAACACCAAAAAGAAAGUUGAUGAGCCAACAACUGAUCAAGAGACACAAACCAAGUCCUCAAAUACUAUAGUUAAUGAGAUAGACAGAAACAAAUCAAUGGAAAUUGACAUUAUACCGGUUCCUAUUCCUAUUGAUGUAAUUGGAUUCAACAAAGAGGAGAAAGUUGUUAAAAGGAAAGUCAGUGAGCCAAAAGUUGAUCAAGAGAAACAAUUAAAAUCCUUAAAUACAACCGAUGAUGUUAUUUCCUUGAUUGAUUCUUUCACACAUGAUCAAAUAACACAACAUAUUAAUAGUCUGAGAAAGGAAUCUCUUCAGGUUAGUACACCAUCUUCUAGUGUUUUCAAUCAUCCUGGUGUGUUUAGGUAUUGUUGUUAUAUGUUUUGUCAUGAACUGACUGUCCCAAAAGGUUAUGCUAUUUGGUUAAAGCUCAUGAAUGAUACUUCUUUUUAUCUUUGGAUGUUAUACAUGCAUCCUAUCAUGAAACUUUGA